AAAUCGGUUCAGAAAUCAGAAGCUGCCAGAAUUGGAAAGGAUCGGGCGAAACCUUAGAAAAGCUGUACGAAGAUUAGCAAGGUAAUUAGCAAAUCGGACCAAGAAUUCGAGAGCUUGCUUGGCUGAUUCCGAUUUGCUCAACCCAAUUCCAAAAAUGGUGAGAUCACCUCUUCAGGCCCUGCCUGGGUUUGUGUUCGUGGAUUUCGAGUUCUGCGUGCUCAGCCGAUUUCACAAAACCUCGAAAAAUUUCGGUUGAUCAAAAGUGGUGCGAGAGAUGGAUUGCUAUUUGUUUUCGAGGGUAGAAUGAGAGCAGAUAGGAUAAUCCAGAAGACAAAGGAGGUGCUGAUGACCCAAGCUUGCUCAUUAGCAUCCGCAGCGGCUCAUAUCUACUUCCCCUCCUCCCGUUCCGUUAUCCUUCCCCCAAUCUCCGAUUACCGCUCCUUCGUCACCAUGAGCGAAGUCGUUAGUCUCAAUGACAUUGCUAAGCAGAAGAAAACCCUUCGAUCAAUAGUGCGGAAGGAGCUCAAGGCCUUGAGUCCUACUCAGAGAUCCCAAGAAGAUAUUGCAAUUCAGAAUAUUGUUUUGGAAGCUUCAUGGUUCAAGUCUAGCAAGAGCAUAUGUGCUUAUAUAAGUUGUGAUUCCUUACGGGAAGUCAACACAUCAAAAAUUUUGUCGGCAAUUUUGUACAAUACAGCUGAAGUUUUCAAUCAAGAGGGUCACAAGCAGAUGAGGAAAAGGCUUUAUGUUCCACGGGUGGAGGACAGGAAUAGCUACAUGCGAAUGCUCAACAUCUCAAGUACUAGUGAUCUAAUCCCAAACUUGAUGAACAUUUUGGAACCAACCCCACUAGACAGUGAUGGAAAUCAACGUGAAGAUGUUAUGCAGGCUACUGACCCAGUGGAUUUGUUCCUUGUACCAGGGGUUGCCUUUGACAGAUCUGGAAGACGCUUGGGCCGUGGCGGGGGUUACUAUGAUAUGCUUCUGAAGAAAUACCAGGAUGUUGCUGCAGAGCAGAAAUGGAAGCAACCAUUACUUGUUGCACUAUCAUAUUCUUUGCAGAUAAUGGAAGAGGGUGUCAUCCCGGUCACUCCCAAUGAUGUUCCUGUGGAUGCACUUGUUUCCCCGGCUGGUGUGAUUCCAAUUAGUCCAGCAGCAUUUGAGAGGAUGUGACUGAAUGGCUAAUGGUGUACCCUGCCAUCUCUUUUAUAUUACUUAUUUCCUUGUAAGAUCUUAUGAACCUAGAUUACUACUUAAGAAGCCUGCAAAAGCAUGUCAAGAUCUCAUGCAUAUUUGUGGGUCCCUACAUGAAAACCCCCAUGAUCAGCCCAUUGAAGGACACAAAUUCAUGUGACAGAUGGGUACAAAAAUGGGUUUUUCUCUAAAUUGAAUUCUUAUAAACCCUGAUUGUUGUACAAAAUGGUAAUCCACUUCAAUAAUUUAUGUGCUUGUAUGAAUAUGCAAAACAUGAAUGACAACUUGUGGUCUUGAUGGGCAAUGUUAUGAUUUAUGAAUGACUUGGUUUAAGAUGAAGUAGUUGCUAAUUAUCAAUAAUACUUUCAAUUGUGAAA
Messenger RNA from Macadamia integrifolia, 1568 nucleotides. Its product is annotated as 5-formyltetrahydrofolate cyclo-ligase, mitochondrial-like. The record is from RefSeq and is a predicted model, not a curated record. Bases 304 to 1170 code for a protein of 288 amino acids. NCBI's taxonomy places the organism in Eukaryota, Viridiplantae, Streptophyta, Magnoliopsida, Proteales, Proteaceae. The transcript has 7 exons. Gene Ontology annotation, molecular function: 5-formyltetrahydrofolate cyclo-ligase activity. Gene Ontology annotation, cellular component: mitochondrion. Gene Ontology annotation, biological process: tetrahydrofolate interconversion; folic acid-containing compound biosynthetic process.